GCUUGAAUUUGCUUUGCGACAGCGGCAUCCUCAGAAAUGAAUAGCAAAUGAAGCUCACCUACAGAUUUGUUUGUGAUGGACCGGGAGGCUUUUUAUUUGGGCUGCUGAGCCCUGAAACUUUAUUCUCGCUCUGUGAAGACACUUGUAAAGAUUUGACCACAAUAUUAAAAGCAUGAAGUGAAACUCUGUACGGAGCUUCUCGUGGUCCAAGCUCAGGUGUGGGGUAGCUCCGAAAGAUUUUCGGAGCGUGCAAUAAAAGUAACACCAGCUGAAGCGAAGCGAAGAUGUUUUCUGAAAAAACUAAUUUCAGUUACACUUCAAACGGCACGGAUGAGGACUUGCUAUCGGCGCUAGAUGACGACUGGAGCGACACUCCGGCUGAGAACCUGUCACGGACAGGACACAAUGUGGUCGCCGUUAUUUUGGGAUCUAUUCUGGUAUUCGGGAUCCUGAACAAUUUCAUCGUGCUGGUUCUGUUUUGUAAAUUCAAGACCCUGCGGACACCUGUAAACAUGCUUCUGCUCAACAUCAGUGUGAGUGACAUGCUCGUCUGUCUGUUCGGAACCACGCUCAGCUUCGCGGCCAGUAUCCGCGGCAGGUGGCUGGUGGGGAAACACGGGUGCAUGUGGUAUGGCUUCGUCAACUCAUGCUUUGGGAUUGUAUCAUUGAUCUCUCUGGCAAUCCUUUCGUAUGAUCGUUACAGCACUUUAACUGUGUACAACAAGAGGGCCCCAGACUACAGCAAACCCUUGUUAGCUGUCGCAGGCUCCUGGCUGUACUCACUGUUCUGGACGGUUCCCCCCUUGCUGGGCUGGAGCAGCUAUGGACUGGAAGGGGCAGGAACCAGCUGUUCAGUUACAUGGACGGCUAACACCCCGCAGUCACAUUCCUAUAUCAUCUGUUUGUUCAUUUUCUGUUUGGGAAUCCCCGUGUUGGUCAUGGUGUACUGUUACAGCCGGCUUCUCUGUGCUGUCAAACAGGUAGGGCAUAUUAGAAAGACAGCAGCACGGCGGAGAGAGUACCACAUUUUAUUUAUGGUCAUCACUACAGUGGUGUGCUACCUUUUGUGCUGGAUGCCUUAUGGGGUUGUUGCAAUGAUGGCCACGUUUGGACGUCCGGGAAUCAUCACCCCCAUUGCGAGCGUGGUGCCGUCCCUCCUUGCCAAAAGCAGCACAGUCAUCAACCCUGUGAUUUACAUCCUCAUGAACAAACAGUUUUACAGGUGUUUCCUCAUCCUGUUUCAUUGCAAACACAGCUCUCUAGAGAAUGGACAGUCCUCUAUGCCUUCAAGAACUACUGGCAUCCAGCUCAACCGAAGGGCUUAUAGCAACACAGUGGCUAGCAAUGUACCUCAAUCCAUUGGUCUACAAAAGGAGUGCAGCACUCCUGUCUCAGACUGAACCAAUCCACACAAAAUCACACCUUGAUGUUCCAGCUCCAUUCUAAACCUACAUACUGUCCCAAAUGAUGCCAAGACAGAAAUCAUCUGUGUAGUGUUGUCGAGUGCCUAUCAAAAGCUGAAAAUCAAAACUGUAGCAAAGUGAUCUCUGUAGUCGUCUUUGUGAUGACAAACUGUUGUCUGGCCUAACUCACACCAUUUUAAGUAAGUAUUUGUAUGUGACUUGUCAAUAUAAAUGUUACAAAGAGUAAGAAACGUGCAAACAGCCACUGGUGACUUGUUAAAAUGGAUGUUUAGAUCAUGUGAUGGUGCAGUACUUCUGAAUGUGCUUACCCCCAUGUUGUGUGUGUGUUGUAUGUUCCCAACCCAUUUAAGGCCAGGUCUGAAUAUGAGAUUGUAUAAAUCUGUGAAUUUAAAGGAAGCUGGAAAUCUGGUAAAAUCCCCAACACAUGACUGCUUUGUACACUUUUUCUACCCUGCCCCUAAUCUCACCAUUAUCUGCUGGAGAUCAAGCAUGGUGACAUUUGGAUGAUUAGUCACAUCAUUGCUUCAAAUGAGUCCAGUGAUCUAAGACAGUAUUUCCAAACUUGGUCACUAGUGGCAAUGAUAAAUGAAUAGUUUACUCAAAAAUUUAAAUUCUGUCAAUUACUCACCCUCAUGUCAUUCCAAACUCUUAACUAAUUUAAGUGUCCUAUCUGGUUGGGUGAAUUCAGUACAAUGGCAGUUUAAAAAAUAUAUAUAUAUAAUUUCCAAGUUUUGGUGUAAAACACUCAAGCAACUGUACAAUAAUAUCAUGGCAGACAUCAUUGCUUUCCUGUGCACCAUCCAGAAUGUCACACUCCAGUCCAGUAGGUGGCGAUGUACUGUCACUGUAUUGAAUCUGCCAAAACAAAUGUUCAUUGGAUGCUUCUCAAUUAAAAGGCUAAGUCCUUGUAAAGCUGCAUAUCUUGGCUGCCACGUCUUCAAGCGCCUUUGAAGGCCAUCUCAAUUUGAAGGAUCCUUGGAAUGCAGCUUUUGUUUCAUGACCAUUAUGCAGCGUGUUUUGAAGGAUGCAUCAAGUGUAUCCUUUGUGUCCUCCCAACACCCUUAACAUCAUAUAAUGAUAAAGAUUUUUAAUAUAAAACAUUUAUCCAAAGUUAUUUUUAAUAGAUUUUUUUGUGUUGUAUUAAUCAGUAUUUAAUGAUAAGGAUCAGUCUUGCAUAGAAGCCUUUAGAUGAACUGAACUAGGAAGGAUGUACGUAUCGUACAUCCUUCCUAGUUCAGUCAGUUUGUACAUCAGCUUGUUUUGAAAAAGGUGGUUGCUAAGAAGUGAAUAAUUCCUUUAGGUCAAAGUCAAAAUGGUGUGUUAAAAGGUACAAUCCACAAUCACUCACUCAAAACAAUGAAUGACAAAAAGUAGUGCUCUCUUAGUAGCAGAUAUUGGAUUGCGCCUUUUAGAUAGCAUAUAUAUUUGAUAGGUUUAGGAAUGUAAAUUGUCUGUAUGAGAACCAUCAACUUGACAUGUCAGUCGUCCAAAAAAAACAAAA
Molecule: messenger RNA, 2925 nt
Organism: Cyprinus carpio (common carp)
Lineage: Eukaryota; Metazoa; Chordata; Actinopteri; Cypriniformes; Cyprinidae
Product: opsin-3-like
Biological process (GO): G protein-coupled receptor signaling pathway; visual perception
Cellular component (GO): photoreceptor outer segment; membrane
Molecular function (GO): G protein-coupled receptor activity
Source: RefSeq, a predicted model, not a curated record